CUGCCGCCUAUGGAGCUUCCAGUAUUGUCAAAUACCUUCAUGAGACUUCCUGUACCCCAUGAAUCUGGUCCACUCACGGAUGACGGUCUUCUUCUGCCGUUGGCCAAGAAAAGAAAUCCCCAUCCUCAAUGCUAUUGCUGGUCGCAGCUUCCUUCAGAUCUCCUACAAUUGGUUUUUGACCGCCUUGGUUUUGCCGAUUUCCAACGAGCAAAAUCAGUAUGUUCCUCUUGGCAAUCAGUUUCAAGAAACUCUCAGCCAAAUAACCAAAUCCCUUGGAUGAUUCGAUUUCCCAAGGGCAACGAUCCCGACCACAAUUACUGUCUCUUGUUCAACCCUGAAGAAAAAUACAACAUGUACAAAACUCCAAAACUCGGCAACGAUUUCUCAAAGAGCUUUUGUGUGGCUACUUAUAGAAGCUGGCUUCUGAUGCAACCUCAGUAUGAAUACAUGCACGACCAUCAGUUUAAUCUUUAUAUCCUGCAUCUCUUAACCGGCGAGAGAAUCAACCUACCGGCUUUUAAAACAUAUUAUGGACUCACCUGUCCCAUACUAUGGAUCGAUGAGAAAACCGAAGACCACCUAGUCAUUGGAAUGGCUGGUGAAGACUAUGCCGUUUCUUUCAAGAAAGGAGACAAGUCGUGGAGACAAAUCCCAACCUUGUCAGGUAUCGAAGAGUGUUUUAGCAUGGUUUUCAAGGAUCACAAGCUCUACUGUCUCAACUAUGCCAAACUCAAAAUCUUCGAUUUUUCUGGAGAUACUCCGCUCAGAGUUUUCAAAACUAGCGUAAGUGGCUGCUUACACCAACCAAGUAUUGGCGUUGUCAUGAGACUUCCUGGAGAGAUCCCAGGGAAGGACCGGCGGGUGGCUCACUUUAAGAACAAUGUGGUUGUCAAUCUAGCCGGAGAUGUCUUGAUCGCUGAGUGCCAUCGUCCGUGUUUUUCUAACAUAUGGGAAUUUAAAAUCCACAAGAUGUUAGGGAACAACGAGUGGGAGAGAGUUGUUUCUUUGGGAGACGAGGCCAUUCUUUUGGAUUUGGGUAUCACUGUGCUCGCCAAGGACUUGCUAGGAAUCAAGAGCAACUCCAUCUACUUCUCCACUGCUUAUUCCUUUUUCGAAGAUCAAUAUGACAAAAACGAAAUCUUCAUAUUCAACCUCGAUUCAAACAAAGUUGAGCUACCGCACCGAUUUGUUUCCUCCUCCUAUCCCCGCUCCAGAUCCCGAUGGUUCUUGCCAAGUUUCAAACGAGAAUGAUUCUUCUUCAGUCCUUUGUUUUUUUAUACAUCUUCUACGUACGUUGUCUUAAUAUUAAUUGUUACAACAGUUGGUA
Messenger RNA from Camelina sativa (false flax), 1327 nucleotides. Lineage: Eukaryota; Viridiplantae; Streptophyta; Magnoliopsida; Brassicales; Brassicaceae. The record is from RefSeq and is a predicted model, not a curated record.